Nyctereutes procyonoides (raccoon dog) is the source of this 5306-nucleotide messenger RNA. RefSeq names its product tigger transposable element derived 6 (gene TIGD6). NCBI's taxonomy places the organism in Eukaryota, Metazoa, Chordata, Mammalia, Carnivora, Canidae. Gene Ontology annotation, molecular function: DNA binding. Bases 2076 to 3650 code for a protein of 524 amino acids. The record is from RefSeq and is a predicted model, not a curated record. Gene Ontology annotation, cellular component: nucleus. The transcript is spliced from 2 exons.
AGUUCCUCGAGUGAUUGGAACUGCGCCGAGUGACCAAGUGCAGAGGCUCUGCAAUCAGACAAGGAUGCUGUACGUCGUUCCCGCCAGCGUCACAGACUGUUCUACGUUUGGACAAGUCCUUGCACGACCCCACCCCACCCCCACUCUCUUGCAAGUGUAUUUCCAACCUGCAUACUUUCCUCCUUGGACCACUGUCCCCAGUCUCCGAGUCCCCACUAUCCCCCCGCCUGGAUCCAUGCAGUUUCUUCCCACCUCCCCUCUUGGCGCUCUGCAGCCCAUUCUCCACGCAACAGGCCGAUUGAUCUUUUUGCAUCUUUUUUUUGCGCCGUAACUGAUUCAGUCAGUCCCUGCUCAAAACCUUCCAGUGUCUUUUCAUUCACUUAGGAUAAAAUUCGGACUUCGCUUGACCUACCAGACGCUGGCCUGGCCCUUGCGUCAUUCUCUUCUCAGGUCACCUCUCCAUAUUGGUAGUUCCCAGAACAAGGUGUGUAGUACUCUUAUGUUCAGAACACCGGCUUUGUGCAGAGUCUCCCUGGAUUUGAAAAUCCAAGUCCUGCCAUUGUGUCAGCUGUAUUAAAGCAUGUAAAGUAACAAAUUCUGAUUACGAAGUAGAUCUUCAAUAACUGGUUUCCAUCCCUUCAGUUGGUUCCCAAUCUCUGUAAAAAUGGCACGAUCAUCCAUUGAUGGCUCAGUGCUCUGGCCAGAAAUCUGGGAGUUAUCCUGAACUCCUCUUGCAGUUGACAUCUAGUCCAUUAGCAAGAUCUGCAAAAACGUAGUCCCAAACCGACUGCUGCUUACCAUAUCCACGAUUACUGUAGUCCAAGCCACCAUUAUCGCACAUCUGGACUCCUGUAGCAGCCUCCCAACUAGUCCCCUGCUAUUUCUCUCAAUUCCAUUCUUUACCUAGUAGUUGUCUUUCUUCUUCCUUAAAAUACUUCAGUAGCUUCCCUUUGCAUUCAAAGUACCGUAUCCCAACUGUCUGUGGCCUACUAACCUAGCUUGCCUUUAUUUAGGGCCACCUUGUAGGAAAAUGGAUUUUACCCAUUAGGUUCUCCAUUUUGCAACCAAAGGACUCUUCUAAAGUGCAAACCUGAUGGCAUCAUUUAAAUAAACAGACCUCUAUGGCUUCUAUUGUCCCAGGAUCAAGCUAGAAUUUCUAUGAUCUGGCUCUUGUUUUCUUCUCCAAAGACUUUUUUCCCGGACCAUGCCAUCUUGUUUUCUAUACUACUUUGUUGCCUUUACACAUAUUUCCUUCUAUCACAUGAACUCCCACUUGUUUAUACUUUAAGGUCAGACAUCAAUAUCAUUUCUUCUUUGAGGCACACUACCCAUCCGUGUUCCACCCAGUUGAUCAUCCUCAUUUCCGUAUUCUAGUUCAUAAGUACUCUGUAACCUCUUAUAGUUUUCAUGCACUCCAGUGUUCAUCUUCCCUGCUUCCCGGAUAGGCUUCUCAAUGGUGAGCAGUAUGCUCCUUCCGUCUUUGGUUGGCUGGCAUCGAGCACAGUGCUUUGCACAUAGGGGAUGCCAAGAAUGGAUAGAUACUUGUGUGGAGGUGGUGGUAGGAGUCAGCCCUUGCAAAGGGGCAGUCACAGCAGCUUCUCUUGUCCUUUGAGGACUCUCAUGAUAAAAUGUCUUCACAGGCAGUUACCAAAACUGCUACUGCCUGAUUAUGUUUACUUCCUUCAUGGUCAUAUAACACUCUAUAAUUAUUUAUCUGUUCUUCUUUUGUUUAUCUUACUCCAACAUAUUGUAUGUUUCAUAAGGGCAGGGACCUUGACUGUGUUGUUCAUCACUGUAUCCUUACCACUUGGCACCUAUAAAUAUUCACUAAAUGAAUGUGUGGCUACCAGAAAUAUUCCCUCACUGAAAAUCCAUCCAAGCCAAAUAGUGAUAGAGCUUUGAAGAUCUGAUUUGGGUGGAAUAUCCAGCAGGAUUAUGGAAUUGCAGAAAUGGCACUAAUUGAGUCACGAAAUCUGAGCUGUAUGAACUCGAUUUUCUACACUUGCAGCAAAACAAGCCAAGAGGAGGAACACACUCAGCCCUGGUAGUUGUAACCCAGCACUCAUUCUGUGAAUAUGGCAAACAAGGGGAACAAGAAACGUCGGCAGUUCUCCCUGGAGGAGAAAAUGAAAGUUGUGGAAGCUGUAGACUCAGGAAAGAGGAAAGGUGAUGUGGCAAAAGAAUUCGGUAUCACUCCUUCUACUUUGUCGACGUUCUUAAAGGAUAGGGCCAAAUUUGAAGAGAAGGUACGGGAGGCAUCUGUAGGACCCCAGCGGAAAAGGAUGAGGAACGCUCUCUAUGACGACAUUGAUAAGGCUGUUUUUGCUUGGUUUCAGGAAAUCCAUGCCAAAAACAUUCUUGUGACUGGUUCUGUCAUUCGGAAAAAAGCACUAAACUUGGCCAACAUGCUUGGCUAUGACAAUUUCCAAGCAAGUGUGGGCUGGCUGAACAGAUUUAGGGACCGCCACGGAAUUGCUUUGAAAGCAGUCUGUAGAGAGGAUAGUGACAGAUUAAUGAAUGGUCUAGGAAUAGAUAAGGUUAAUGAGUGGCAUGCAGGGGAAAUUAUAAAACUGAUUGCAGACUACAGCCCAGAUGAUAUCUUUAAUGCUGACGAGACAGGAGUGUUUUUCCAGUUGCUUCCCCAGCACACGCUUGCUGCUAAAGGGGACCAUUGUAGAGGAGGCAAGAAAGCAAAGCAGCGGUUGACAGCACUCUUUUGUUGCAAUGCUUCCGGGACUGAAAAAAUGAGACCAUUGAUUGUUGGUAGGUCAGCCAACCCACACUGUCUCAGGAACGUCCAUUCCCUCCCAUGUGAUUAUCGAGCCAACCAGUGGGCAUGGAUGACGCAGGAUCUGUUCAAUGAGUGGCUGAUGCAAGUGGAUGCCAGGAUGAAGCAGGCAGAGCGCCGCAUCCUCCUGCUCAUCGACAACUGCUCUGCUCACAACAUGCUGCCCCGCUUGGAAAGGAUUCAGGUGGGCUACCUGCCCUCUAACUGUACUGCCGUCCUGCAGCCACUGAAUCUCGGCAUAAUUCACACCACGAAAGUGCUGUACCGAAGCCACCUCCUGAAACAGAUCCUCCUCAAGCUCCGCAGCAGUGAAGAUCACGAAGAGGUGGACAUUAGGCAGGCCAUUGACAUGAUUGCUGCAGCAUGGUGGUCAGUCAAGCAGUCCACGGUGGUGAGGUGCUGGCAGAAGGCAGGCAUCAUCCCUAUGGAACUGACGGAUUCUGACACAGAAGCAGCAGUCAGUGAACCAGAGGUAGCCAUUGAGAAGUUGUGGCACUCCGUGGCUAUUGCCACUUGUGUCCCCAAUGAAGUCAAUGUCCAGGACUUUAUCACUGCAGAUGAUGACCUCAUCAUCUCGCAAGAGCUGAUAGACACAGAGGUCAUCCCGGGCAUGGAGGUUGGUGAAAAUACAGAUGAAGCCGGAAGUGAAGAGGAAGAGGAGGCAUCUUUAGCACAGCAGCCAAAAAUCACCAUCACAGAGGCCAUCUCAAGUGUACAGAAACUUAGACAGUUCCUUUCCACUUGCAUAGGGGUUCCUGAUGCCAUUUUUGGACAGCUGAAUGGUAUUGAUGAAUACUUAAUGAGAAAAAUGACACAAACUCUUGUUGACUCCAAAAUUGCAGAUUUCCUUGAAACAAAAUAACAUAGGCAUUUCCUACCUCUAUUCAUUUUGAAAAUGUAGUUUAUGAGAAUAAAGUUUUUUUUUUUAAGAUAGGCUAUUGAACUUAAAAUGUAAGCAAUAUUAUAAUGACAACAUUCCAGUCCUCUGAAAUAAUCAGGAAACUUCCUUGAGUGGAAUCUGGAAAUGAAAUUUGACUAAUGUGUGUUAUCUUUUGAUUAAUCAAGUGGUUCCCAAAGUUGUCUGCACCUAAGGAUCUCUUGAGGAUCUUUAAAAAAUUUCCAAAGCACAGGCCUUAUCCCAGACCAAUGAAAUCACAAUCUAUGGAGCUGGGUCACAAGCCUUAGUAGUUUGUAAAACUCCCCAGGUGAUUCCAAUGUGCAGAAAAGUUUGGGAAUUACUGUGCUGACCACAGGAAAAUCAAGCACACUGUGGGUCUGGAGCUCAGUGGUUUCCAAAUGUUAGCUCACUUGGAAGGUUUGCUAAAACCCAGAUUGCUGGGCUCUACCUCCAGUCUUCUGAUUCAGUGGGUCUUAGAUGGGGCCCCAAAAUUUGCAUUUCUAACCAGUUCCCAGGUCAUGCUGAUGCUAAUGUGGUCCAGGAUCCCUACUUUGAGAACCACUGGUCUAGCUGGAUUCUAGUACUUCUCCCUUCAGCAAACCAACUGAAUACUCACACUCACUAGCAAAAGAAAAAGAGGGGAGCAUUAGCUGUUCUUAUUCCGGAUCCACUAACUCCUUUCUACUGAUUUGGUAACUCUAGAAUCUUCUUAGCUUUUCUCUUGAAUGCCCCACCAGCUAACCAAGUAGUGAGUAGAGGUACAUCUGUCUGUGCCCAAAGCAUUGACAGGAGCCACCGAGCAUAUUAACACAUCUCGUAAUGCUUGAGGCUUGUUACCCAGAGGGAGCUGGGGCACAGGAGAAUUUGAGAAUUAAGGAGAAGGUAUGAUACAAUGUGGGGGGCCUUGUAUAUCAGAAUCCUGGGAGAGAACAUACAGUUUUGUGUACCUCUCUGACUUUCCAGACAAGGUGAGAGGGAAGUUUGUGGGAGAGAGGACACGUGUGACAGGAUUUGGAUUGGUUCCUGUUUGGAUUAUUCACGCUGCUCUCCACACCUGUGGAUAAUCCAGCCCAGAUUUUGUGGUUAAGAUGAAGGCACACUGUUUGCCUUUGUUAAAAUCACUUCACCUUUAAUUCCUUUAUGUUUGUUCUGCAUAGACGUCUGCAAGAGCAGAGUUGAUUUUAAGUUAUUUAGAACUACAUAAAUUUAUAAUCAGAUUUAUAUUAAAGUUUUUCUCCUAUGAAGAAGUCAUCCUUAAUAUCCUUUAUAACCCUAGUAUCUGUUCCUAAUAUGGAAGAUAGGUGUCUCUUUCAUUUUUAGAAGAUACAUACAAAUACCUGUCAGUGUUGUAGUAUAGUUUUUCCUUCCAUACAGGUUAAUUUUGUGGUUACUUCAGGAACCCAUUGCAAUUCAGUUAUUUUUCUUUCUGUAAUCAUUUAAUCAAAACAUAUAUAAGGCAGAUAUAUCAUAGAAUGUAUGGGACAGCCCGGGUGGCUCAGUGGUUUAGCGCCGCCUUUGGCCCAGGUCGUGAUCCUGGAGACCCAGGAUCAAGUCCCACGUCGGGCUCCCUGCAUGGAGCCUGCUUCUCCCUCUGCCUGUGUCUCUGCCUCUCUCCCUCUC